AUGGAAACAGAUGUUGUUAAAAACACUGCUCCUCAAACAUCCAUUGCAAGAAAGAGGAGAAAGCUUAUUCUUAAAGCAAAGAGGGAUUAUCGAAACCGUGUCAGAUCAAGCAACCUCACUUCCCAUUUAAAUCAUAAUUUUACAUCUUCUGUAACAUAUGAAACCACUAUUGAAACGGCUAUGGCUAGAAAGAGAAGGAAAAUAAUCUUGGAUAACAGAAAAAUAUUGAGAAAUUUGUUCAAUACUGAAGUUAGUAGGGUUCAAAAUACAAACAACAUUGUUAGUCAAAGUCAGAACAUGGAUCAUGCAUCUACUUCAAAUUAUAAUAUGUCAAGUCAGUCCAUGGAUCAUCCAUCUACCUCAAAUCAUAUUGUGUCUGUUGAAUCUCAUUAUGAAGACAAUGAUGACUCCAACUCUGUCAAUAAUUUAAAUUCUUCUAAUAGUUCCGGCUCUGACGAAGAUUCAGACCCGGCACAAUUACAGGAGGCCCAUCUUCAAGAAUAUUACGAUAUUGGCGACCAAAGUUAUGAAUGCGCACACUGCGAAGCAUGUAUGUGGUACCAAGAAAAAGUGAAUAGACACAAAAUUACAGCAACUCCUCGCUUUUAUCGUUGUUGCCGUGGAGGAAAAAUUGUUCUUCCGUUCCUUGAGCAACCUCCACAGGUGUUGCAAGAUCUUCUAUUUAAUAAAACAUAUUCAGAUAGUAAAAACUACCAGGCUAACAUACGAACAUACAACGCAAUGUUCUCAUUCACUUCCCCUGGAAUGAAGUUCGACACAACAUAUUCUAAAAGAGGUGGACCCCCUACUUUGAGACUGCAGGGUCAGACCUGUCAUCGAAUUGGUACACUGCUGCCAGAAACAGGGCAACCUCCGCAAUAUGCUCAAUUAUACAUCUAUGACACGGACAAUGAAGUUGAACACAGAAUAAAAUGUUUCAAGGACAACAAAGGCAUCGAGCGACCGGUUGUCAAAAAGCUCAAGAUGAUGUUAGAUCAGCACAAUGUUCAUGCCAAAGCUUUUAGAAUGGCAAGGGAUGUUUUAAGGACAAAUUCUUUCACAGAUUUAAAACUCAGGCUUAUUUCUGAUAGAUCCGAAGAUGGCCGUGUUUACAACAAACCUACUGUCUCAGAAGUGGCUGCACUCAUUGUGGGAGACAUUGAUUCUGCUGAUAAAAGGGACAUCUUAAUUCAGCGCCGCAAUGGUGGUUUGCAACGAAUAGAUGAGUUUCACCCAUCAUAUUUGGCUUAUCAGUAUCCUCUUAUAUUUCCUUAUGGGGAAGAUGGUUACAGGAAAAAUAUAAUGCACAGAUAUCGCCAUGAAACUGAGGUCACUAGGAGAAACCGUCAAAGCAUUAAGGAUUGGUUUUCUUACCGGUUACAACAACGUCGCAAAGAGGCAAAAACACUACUUUACUCAAGACGCCUAUUUCAACAAUUCUUAGUCGACGGCUAUGCUAUGAUGGAAUCCGAACGACUGAAUUGGUUGAGAGAUAAUCAAUCGAAAUUAAGAGUGGGCAAAUAUAAUAAUUUGGCCGCUCAAACUGAUGUUGUUCUGCCAUCAACAUUUGUUGGUAGCAAGAGAUAUAUGGAUCAACUAUAUUUUGACGGUAUGGCCAUUUCAAGUCGAUUGGGAUUCCCUGAUUUAUUUGUUACUUUUACCUCCAACCCAAAUUGGCCUGAAAUUAAAAGAGCAUUGUCAGGCACAGGUCUACAACCCCAUGAUAGGCCAGAUAUCAUUUCAAAAGUUUUCAAAAUAAAGUUUGAUACCCUCAUGGAUGAUAUUACAAAACACCAUGUCGUUGGAAAAGUGAUUGCAUAUAUGUACACCAUUGAAUUCCAAAAGCGCGGAUUGCCACAUGCUCACAUCUUGAUAUUCCUACACCCUCAGAGCAAAUACCCAACACCAUCUGACAUAGACAAGAUCAUUUCUGCUGAAAUUCCCGACUCGACUGUUCAUCCCAAUUUAUACAAAUUGGUUAAGGCACAUAUGAUGCAUGGACCCUGUGGCCUUGCUCGCGUGACCUCACAAUGUAUGAAGAAUGGACGAUGUUCUAAAUACUAUCCCAAAAAGUUUAUUAAACACACUAUUGUUGAUGCAGAGGGAUAUCCGCUGUAUAGGAGAAAAUCAAAAACCUUCACUAUUGAAAAAAAUGGUAUCACCUUGGACAACAGACAUGUGGUUCCAUAUAAUACCAGAUUUCUUAUGAAAUACCAGGCACAUAUAAACAUGGAAUGGUGUAAUCAGAGUACUUCCAUAAAAUAUCUUUUCAAAUAUAUCAAUAAAGGCUAUGACAGAAUAACAGCAGCAGUUUCAACAAAUAGCAAUCAACCUGUUGAUGAGAUCCAACAAUAUCUCGACUGCAGAAAACCAGCUGUGGAACGUAUGUUCUAUCAUUUGGUUGGGGAGAAACCUAUAUACUAUACAUAUUAUGCACGCAUGGAAAAUGUGCUGGAAACUGCAAGUGUGACUGAAUCAAUGUUUACUGCAUGGCUGGUAGCAAAUGCUAAAUAUGAAGAGGCACAAACAUUAACUUAUGGUCAAUUUGUCUCAAAGUUUGUUUACCACAAAAAAAAGAGAGAAUGGAAACCGCGGAAAAAAGGCUUCACCAUUGGACGUCUCAUAUGGGUUCCGCCAACAACUGGUGAACUGUUUUACCUGCGCAUGAUGUUGACGGUGGCAAAAGGACCAACAACAUAUGAGGAAAUCAGGACCGUGGAUAACAUUCAGUAUGAUACAUUCAGAGAUGCAUGCUUUGCAAUGGGAUUUCUUGAAGACGACAAAGAAUACAUAGUUGCUAUAAAGGAGGCAAGUCAUUGGGGGACUGGUCAUUUUCUUCGAAAACUGUUUGUUAUCAUGCUUUUGUCUGGUGCUGUUAAUCGCCCUGCACAUGUUUGGGAACAAAUUUGGCUCCUAUUAUCUGAUGGUGUCUUACAUACACAAAGAGCAUUGGCUGCUAAUCCAGAAUUGGUCCUCACACAAGAAGAGUUACAAAAUUUGACUUUAAUAGAAAUUGAGAAUCUGCUUCAGGCAAAUAGAAGGACACUAAAGGAUUUUAGUCCUAUUCCAUAUCCGGAUGCUUAUGUUCUUGAACAGUUGGGAAACAGGCUCAUAUAUGAUGAGCGUAAUUAUGAUACAGCAUCAAUGAACUCAGAAUUUGAAAAUCUGUUUGCUGCUCUUACAGAUGAGCAAAGAAGUAUUUAUGAAAAAAUCAUCCACGCUGUGGAGUCUCAAAAACCUGCGGUUUUCUUCCUUCAUGGUUAUGGUGGUACCGGAAAAACAUAUAUGUGGAGAACACUCGCAGCUGCUUUAAGAUCAAAACAUGAUAUAUGUUUAACUGUUGCAACUAGCGGUAUAGCAUCAUUGUUACUUCCAGGAGGUAGAACUGCACAUUCAAAGUUCAGGAUACCGGUACCAACUAUGGACAAUUCUACUUGCAAGGUUGAAUUCAACGAUGAUGUUGCAGACAUGUUACGACAGACAAAGCUUAUAAUAUGGGAUGAGGCACCAAUGGCGCAUAAGUAUGCAAUAGAAUCGCUUGACAGAACUUUGAAAGAUGUUAUGAGUGCAGACAAAAAUUCAACUGAUGUAUUCGGUGGAAAGGUUGUUGUUUUCGGGGGCGAUUUCAGACAGAUUUUACCUGUCGUCCCCAGAGGCAGUCGUUCCGAUAUUGUACACUGUGCCAUAAAUGCAUCUUACAUAUGGCGUUCAGUUGAGGUAUUAACAUUGACAAGAAACAUGCGGCUACGAACAGGAUCAACACAAACUGACAAAAAUGAGAUAACACAGUUUUCAGAUUGGCUUUUAAGAAUAGGAGAGGGCCGAAUAUCUGAGCCUAAUGACGGCACCGCCGAAAUCAACAUACCACCUGAUAUUCUGAUAACAGAAUUCGAUGAUCCAAUUGUGGCCAUUGUCAAUACCACAUACCCUGAUUUCAUAAAUAAUUUCCAAUGUGUUGAUUACCUUAAAAGUCGAGCGAUACUUGCCUCUACACUGGAGAUUGUUGAUCAGAUCAAUGACCAUAUACUUAACUUGAUGCCAGUCAACAAUGCAGGAGAGAUUCGUGACUACUACAGCGCAAAUUCAGUUGACAAGUCUGAGAUUCAUGACCCAGCAGUAGUUGAUAUCCUCAUGCCAGAAUUUCUAAGUUCCCUCCGAAAUCAGGAUUGCCAAACCAUCACUUAA
Vicia villosa (hairy vetch) is the source of this 4185-nucleotide messenger RNA. RefSeq lists its product as uncharacterized. The transcript has 9 exons. NCBI's taxonomy places the organism in Eukaryota, Viridiplantae, Streptophyta, Magnoliopsida, Fabales, Fabaceae. The record is from RefSeq and is a predicted model, not a curated record. Gene Ontology annotation, molecular function: DNA helicase activity. Bases 1 to 4185 code for a protein of 1394 amino acids. Gene Ontology annotation, biological process: DNA repair; telomere maintenance.